Archocentrus centrarchus (flier cichlid) is the source of this 1687-nucleotide messenger RNA. Its product is annotated as pollen-specific leucine-rich repeat extensin-like protein 1. The coding region runs from base 101 to 562 and encodes 153 amino acids. The transcript is spliced from 5 exons. Lineage: Eukaryota; Metazoa; Chordata; Actinopteri; Cichliformes; Cichlidae. The record is from RefSeq and is a predicted model, not a curated record.
GCACCUUGUUGAAUCUAUGCUACAAAUGAUUAAGGUCGUUUUAAAGACAGAAGGAGGCAAGCUACAAUAAGUCCACACUCCAUACCAGGUGGUGGCGGUAAUGCACCAUUUCGCUGGAGGAGAGAAGACAGGAGAGAAGAGAGUUGUUGCUCAAGUCGGUCUUGUGCCACGCCUGUGUGUAGUUCCUCUGUUAAAGAACUCUUCAAUGGCCUCUGUUCCUCCACCUCCUCCUGCUGCCCCUUUGAUCUCUGGAAAACUGCCUCAACCUCAAGUCCAUUCUCCACCGCGCCCUCAGCAUGCUGCAAUACCAAUACCUCCUGAAGUUCCUCCAGUUCAGGAGACAGAUGGAUCAUCACCGGCCGUGAACGAUCAUUCUGAGUUUCUACCAUUACAGGAUGGGACAAGUCAUGAACCGUCAGAUGGUCCUGAAGAAAAGAAACCCCUCCCAGUUCAGGAGACAGACCCUGCACCACAGGCAUUGGGGCAACAGACUUCUGAAUCCAGGGUGCCCAGUGAAGCCAACGGUCAGACAGUUGAGAACGGAGAGGAGCACCUUUCCUGAGGAGCUGAUACUUGAAGCAGUUGGUGUAAUGUAGAGCUCAUUAUAGAAUACAGUAAAUGCUCCUCAUUGAUGCAGUGCCUUUUUAAAUUUAGCUAGCUACAAAGCGCUUUACCAUGUGUUUCUCAUUCAGUCACACAAACACACCACUGCCUUGGUAUGUGUAGAGAUGGGAGUUCAACUACCAACCCUGCUAUUAGGCGACAAUCCACUGACCCACUUUUGCCACCCCUGCCAAAGCCCAAAUAAUUGUAGAUAACCUAUAAAUUCUGAAGUAUAAAGACUGAGUGAAUGCCAAUAUUUACUCUUUUUAAAAAUUUUUUUCUUUAAAGAAAAGGCCAAAUUUUUUCCACUGUACAUCUCACAGGCAGGAAUCUAAUAUUGGCUGAAGUAAGGGAAAUAUUUUGAAAGUUGACCAACACUAUAAAAUUGGAAAGUCUCUUUGGCUUUAAUAUGAGUACCAAAUCGUGGGUGUUUAUCAUUAUUAAUACUAAUAAUAAAUUUAAAUUAAUUUAUUCUCUACAACUAAGCAGAUAACAAGUCUUUGGAUGGAUGAGUCAUCUGAUAGCUGAUGAUCUUAGCACUGUAACUCAUAAGAAAUUCACCAUUGCGCCUCACAUGGAUGCUGUGUGGAGGAAAAGAGCUCAUCAGCACAUGCACUUUAUCAUAAGUUUAGGGUUUCAUUUUUAAUAAUCCAUCAGUGAAAAUGGUUUAUACCUGGUUUAAUUUAAUCAGUCCUCAACUCUAAUUCUGUCGCUCGUACGGAUGACGUGCUCUCAAACACGCGAGCAUGUUGCACUUUUUGUCACAACACUGCAGAAAAUUUACCGACAUCAAUAUUCUGCCCGAAAUGCACGACACUCUUAUUUUAAAACUCUUUUGUCUUGACUACCAUCGGUCUUUUAAAUAUUGUGAUUCCUUUUUUUGUUUGUAUGAAUGUGUGUUUUUUUUUAUUGUUUUUCAUAUUAUUUAUGUUCUUACUGCUGGCUGGAAAAUAAGCAUUUGCUGGAGCGUAACCUUUAAUAAGCAUAACCUUUAUGUUUGUUUGUUUUUUUGUUUUUUAAAUGCACUGUUGUUUUUAACCCUUUUCAAAGUGUUUUUUAUAAAUUAAACUUCUGUUGUUUUGAA